Messenger RNA from Mycena indigotica, 666 nucleotides. Its product is annotated as N-acetyltransferase domain-containing protein. Gene Ontology annotation, molecular function: acyltransferase activity, transferring groups other than amino-acyl groups. The transcript is spliced from 5 exons. Lineage: Eukaryota; Fungi; Basidiomycota; Agaricomycetes; Agaricales; Mycenaceae. Bases 25 to 666 code for a protein of 213 amino acids. The record is from RefSeq and is a predicted model, not a curated record.
CAGGUUGAAGAGACUCACAACUUCAUGGUUUUCGUUCGCCGUUUGGAGACACCCUCCGAUGAAGAAAUCGGGCAAUGCGCUCUUUUAAUGCGAAAUGCUUUUCGGUCGGUCACGUAUGAUACUUUUGGAGACUCUCUCGUCGGCGGCGACAAAUCCUUGGACAUUCUUCUCCACCAAGCUGCCUUGGGCGCUGCAGUUGCGGAAGGAGAGCUUUGGGUUGCUGGUCCUGCCGAACAAGAAAUUGGCGCAGUUGCUAUCUGGUUCCCACCCCAAACCGACUAUCUUAUCACCGAGAAACAGCGUGCGGCAGGCUGGUACGAGCUAGAGGCGAAAUUUUCGCCAGAGCUCAAAUCAUGGUAUUCAGAAUAUUUCGUCCCGCGGAUGGCGGCUUGGAGCACUGAGUGUCUAGGAAAAGACACCCAGCUUAACUCCUGGCGCCUGUUUAUUCUGGCUACAAGCCCAAACCACCAGAAGAAAGGUCUUGCUGGCGCUCUUAUCGAGGCUGUCGAAGCCAAGGCAAAGGCAGAAGGCACUCCGAUGUGUUUGGAGACCUCGAAUGCACCAAAUGUUGCAUUCUACAUCAACCGUGGCUUCAGGGUUCGAGGCACAAUCAACCUAACAGGAGCAGGCGGAGACCACGUCCUCACUUGUUUUUCUAAACCAUAG